GUUUUUAUUGUCUUUUCCUAUGACACAUUAUAUAAAAUGAAUGUCAUACUAUUUUCUCACAAAUUCAAAAUUGAAAGUGUAAGAAAAUUUGUAUAAAAAGCAAUCCAUUUGAACCAGACAGAAACAGAGGCAAAUCUAUCAAGAUUAUCUGUUAAUAAAAAAUGGAUACAAAUUCAUUGAGUAAUUUAAAAAAUGCUUCAAAACCAUUUGUGUCCAUACAAAGUAAUAUUAACGUAACAGGGAAUCACAAAAGCUCUUUUAAUGAAAUUGUAACCUCAGAAACAAACCAAGAAUUGAGAUUAGAAAGCAGUCAAAUAUAUCCACCAAAUCAAGAUUUUAAUUCUAACAAAGAAGAAAUCGGACGUGAACUGAAAGAAAAUAAUGAAAAAAUAGUAGAAUACAUUGUUUGUUUGAGACAACACAGAGAAGAAUUAACCUACAUAAUUGAUAAGCAAUACAAAGAAAGAAAAAAAUUAGAAACUGAAAUGGAAAGGGUUACAUACAAAUUAUGUUUGAUAAAUAAAAGUAUGGCACAAAGAAUAAAAACAAAAAAAUUAUAUGAUGAUACUAUUGCAGAAAUCGAGAGUAACUACUGUCAUCUUAUCAAAGAUUCAGAGAAGAUUUUAGGUGUGAUCAGAAGUGAAUACGAAAAACUGGAAUCAACGUUAAAUAAAAAAACUAGUACCGAGGAAACAGAUCUUACAGAUGAGAACGCUAGUGGUGAACAUGUCGGCAAGGCGUUUAAAUGUCCAAAACUGAUAUCUACACUGGAUAAAAUUGGAACAAAAUACUCAAACCCUAGUAACGACACUUUCAAAUGACUAAUUACACCAAAUAAUGGAGAUUGAAUCUAAUAUUUAUAUGACACUGGAUAUUGUUUUUGGAAUAUACAAUUCUUAAGAUUUUUUAAAAUGAAGAUGAAAUUUUAUAUAGGUUUUUUAUGGGCUGUAUAAGGAAUUAAUAUAACCAAUGUAUCUAAAUUUUUAAUAAAAUCCAUAAUAAGAGUA
Molecule: messenger RNA, 1007 nt
Organism: Diorhabda carinulata
Lineage: Eukaryota; Metazoa; Arthropoda; Insecta; Coleoptera; Chrysomelidae
Exons: 5
Coding region: 162-821 (219 amino acids)
Cellular component (GO): centrosome; ciliary basal body
Source: RefSeq, a predicted model, not a curated record